Molecule: messenger RNA, 2729 nt
Organism: Canis lupus familiaris (dog)
Lineage: Eukaryota; Metazoa; Chordata; Mammalia; Carnivora; Canidae
Gene: CATSPER1
Product: cation channel sperm associated 1
Exons: 13
Coding region: 130-2577 (815 amino acids)
Biological process (GO): transmembrane transport; flagellated sperm motility; spermatogenesis
Cellular component (GO): membrane; CatSper complex
Molecular function (GO): voltage-gated calcium channel activity; calcium-activated cation channel activity
Source: RefSeq, a predicted model, not a curated record
CCAUGAGAAGACUCAAGAUUUUCUAGAAGCCCAGUGCCACAGUUUAGGUGGGAAGCGUAUGUAACUCAGGAAGAAGACUUUUGGGCCCAUAUCUUGACCUCUCUUCAUUCUAGGGUUCCCAGUAUAGUCAUGGAUCAACCCUUGUUGGCUGAAAUGGCUCAAAAGGAGGCAGACACCAAUAAUUUGGAUGUGUUAUCUCACCCUUGCUCACCAACCCCACAUCACAGAUCAAGCCAUAGUGGAGUCCACCACCAUCAUGAGUCUCAUCACCACAGUGGGUCCCCCCAUCACAGCGAGUCUCACCACCAUGGUGGGUCCCCCCAUCAUGGCGAGUCCCACCACCUUGGUGGGUCCCACCAUCACCGCGAGUCCAAUCACCUUGGUGAGUCCCACCAUCUUAAUGAGUCCCACCAUCACAGCAUGUCCCAUCAUCAUGGCACAUCCCAUCAUUCUGGCAGGUCCCACCAUCAUGGCACAUCCCAUCAUCCUGGUGGGUCCCACCAUCAUGGCAUAUCUCAUCAUCAUGGUGGGUCUCACCACGUUGGUGAAUUCCAAGAUUUUCAUGACAAUGCCUCCUCCCACCAUUCCUUCUGCUCUCACCGCUCCCACCACCAUGGUGGGGCCCACCAUUAUGGUGGAACCCACCACUUCACAUCCCUUGCCCUGACUCCUCAUGGCACUGAUCUCUCCCAUCAUUCCAAUGGUGAGGGCCACUUUGAUGGUGAGUACCACCAUGCUAGCAGAGGACAUCAUGAUAGGCCCCACCACCAUGGUGGGCCCCAACACCACAGUGAGCCCUACCAUGACAGUGGGGCUUACCACCACCGUGGGGCUUACCACCACAGUGAGCCCUACCACCAGAGUGGGUCUUACCAAUAUGAUGAGUCCUAUCACCAUGGUGGACCCCACCACCAUAGGAGAUCCCACCACCAUGGUGGGUUUUACCACCAUGGUGAGGUUUCCCGCCACAGCAGGAUCCAUUCCCAAGGUGAGCCUUACCACCAUAAAGAUUCCUAUACAUAUGGUGGCUCUCACCAUGACAGUGAGGCCUAUUACCAUGGUAGGCACCGACAUCAUGAAGCCCGCCACCAUAGAGGGCCUCUUUAUCAUGGAGAGACCUUAUCCCACCCUUCUUAUGAGGGAUCCUACCAUGAUCACAUACCUCACUACUAUGAUGAGUACCACCAGAGCCACCGCAGUGAGCACCAUGGCCACCAUGGCAAGCACCACCAUGGCCACCACGGCGAGCACCACCAUGGUCACCACGUAGCCCUCCAGCCUAGCAAGCUCCAGAUACAGCACUCAGCCUUCAGCCUGACUCGUUCCCGCAGUGCAGUGCACUCACAUGGAUCCCAAGUGUCCAACAAAGUCCACCCUCAGGAUUCCUCCUCUAAAACUUCCUCAGAAAGCUGGACAGAAGAAGAUGAACAAUUUCAGAAGCGCAAAACUGGCAGAGCUCAGCGGUCCCACAAGAAGCUGCACACCGUGGACCUCUUCUACAGGUUGUGGGAAAAAUUAAGCUACCUCAUUCAGGGCCUCCGGAGAAUGCUUAGGAACCUGACUGAGUCCCUAGCCUUUGAAGCCUUCAUCUUCCUCACUGUCUGCCUCAACACUAUUAUGCUUGUGGCCCAGACCUUCGCUGAAGUAGAAGUCCGGGGUGAGUGGUACUUCAUGGCCUUCGACUCUAUUUUCCUCUGCAUCUACGUGGUAGAAGCUGUACUCAAGAUCAUUGCUCUGGGCCUCAAGUAUUUUUCUGACUCCUGGAACAAUCUGGACUUCUUCAUCAUGAUCAUGGCUAUGCUGGAUUUCCUGCUCUUACAGUUCAACUCCUUCACUUUCGUCUACCACCAAAGUGUCUUCCGGAUCUUCAAGGUGUUCAAGAGCUUGCGGGCCCUGAGGGCCAUCCGGGUCCUGCGGAGGCUCAGCAUCUUGACCAGCCUCCAGGAAGUGACUGGGACCCUGGCACGGUCCUUGCCGUCCAUCACCGCCAUCCUCAUCCUCAUGUUUACCUGCCUCUUCCUCUUUUCUGUGGUGCUCCGGGCUUUGUUCCGUCUAUCUGACCCGAAGCGCUUCCAGAGCAUCUUCACCACCAUCUUCACCCUUUUCACCUUGCUCACCCUGGAUGACUGGUCCAGCAUCUACCUGGACAGCCGGGCCCAGGGUGCCUGGCACAUCAUCCCCAUUCUCAUGAUUUACAUCAUCAUCCAAUACUUCAUCUUCCUCAACCUGGUGAUUGCUGUCCUGGUGGAUAACUUCCAGAUGGCUCUGCUCAAAGGCCUUGAGAAAGUAAAGCAGGAGAGGGCUGCCCGGAUCCACGAGAAGCUGCUGGAUGACUCACUGACAGAACUCAGCAAAUCAGAACCUGAAGAGGUAGUGAGUGAACACACCAAACAGAAGCAGCUCAUUGAGAAAAAAUUGGGGACCAUGACUGAGAAGCAGCAGGAGCUCCUAUUCCACUUCCUGCAGCUGGUGGAGGGGGUAGAGCAUCAUCAACAGAAAUUCCGCUCGCAGGGAUCUGUUAUUGAUGAGAUUGUGGACACUGCAUUUGAGGCUGGAGAAGAAGACUUCAGGAAGUGACCCCUGGAUGGAGACAGUCCUGGGAUGCAGAUUUCAGCCUCUGGCAAGCUGCCUACGGGGUGGUGGGGGUGAGGUAGGGGGGUGAAGGUCAGGACAAAGUCCCCUGAUCUGCUGGAAUGAUCUCUGGCCUGCAGGGCUGGGCCCUAACAGAA